AUGGACUGCUAUCCACUGAUCAACAAGAUAUCUACUCAGUUUCAAAACUGGCAAAGGAAGAAAGCUCUAUCCUAUGCAGGAAGACUACAGCUGAUUAAAACUGUUAUUUUGGGUAUCCAGCUCUUUUGGACUAGCAACUAUGUUCUCCCAGUUAAAGUCCUGGAAAAAAUUGAUAAUCUCUGCUCUGAAUUCUUGUGGAAUCACAAAAUACAUCUGAUAUCGUGGUCUGCAGUAUGUCAAAGUAAAGAGCAUGGGGGUUUGGGGAUUUUCUCUGCUAGAAACUGGAAUCUUGCAGCGGCUAUGAAGCUCCUCUGGAUGAUACACCUUAAGAAGGAUCUAUUAUGGAUCAAGUGGAUUCAUGGGCAUUACCUAAGGCAGUCAAGCAUCUGGCAAGUGCAAAUUAAAUUGAAUGAUUCAUGGAUGUGGAAGCAAGUGCUUAAAGUGAGAGAUAAAAUGAUAUCCAAGUUUGGAAAUAUAUCAAAUGUGCAGAAUAUCAUCACAAGGUGCUGUUUUGGAGAUAAAAUUCAGAUUUCUUCUAUCUAUAAUGGAAUCAUACAGCAAAAUGCACCUGUUGUUUGGUCCAGAACAAUCUGGGAUGGAUGGAUGUAUCCUAAACACUCCUUUAUACUUUGGCUUGUUGUUCAAUAUAGACUGUUAACAAAAGCCAGGUUGUGUCACUUGGGGAUCCUCGACACUAACUCCUGUGUUCUAUGCACUCAUCAGAAUCAUGAAACCAUUGGACAUCUUUUCUUUGAAUGUGAAUUCUCAGCAACUAUCUGGAACAAAGCUAUGGAAUGGAUGAAUUUCAGGUGGAAAUCUUGCAACUGGGAGUAUGUUAUUCAAUGGUAUAGUGAAAAACUGAAAGGAAAGGGUUUCAUGAUGAAGCUUAAGAGAUUGGCACUAUCAGCCACAGUCUAUGCUAUAUGGAAAGAAAGGAAUCAAAGAAUUUUUAAGCAAGAAGCUAAAGAAGCCGAAUUUGUGUUUAAGACAGUGAAGCUUCAAAUUCUUUCUAAAGUCCUAAAUGAUGAUGUUCCUCUCCACAUAAAAGAAAGAAUUGAGCAAAUGUAA
This is a messenger RNA of Asparagus officinalis (garden asparagus), 1068 nucleotides long. RefSeq lists its product as uncharacterized. NCBI's taxonomy places the organism in Eukaryota, Viridiplantae, Streptophyta, Magnoliopsida, Asparagales, Asparagaceae. The record is from RefSeq and is a predicted model, not a curated record. The transcript has a single exon. Bases 1 to 1068 code for a protein of 355 amino acids.